Molecule: messenger RNA, 2690 nt
Organism: Suricata suricatta (meerkat)
Lineage: Eukaryota; Metazoa; Chordata; Mammalia; Carnivora; Herpestidae
Exons: 7
Coding region: 1-1056 (351 amino acids)
Source: RefSeq, a predicted model, not a curated record
AUGCUUGUGGAGAAAGGGGUUCCGUUAAAAUAUUCGCCCUGGGGCAUGAGCGAUGUGCGGGAUAAGGAGCACAGAGCAGUGAGGGGACGCCUCAAGGCCGAAGGCCGGGCCCCAGGUCACCGGCGGUCCUACCCGGAGCCAGGAAGCAGAGGGGCACAGAUGCAGCGAGGAGAACUGUGGGAGCCCUGGAACGGGCUCAUUGUGAUCGGGAAGAGAAUGGAGUUUCUGAGUAGAAAUACACAAAAGCCUAGGAUGUCAGACCCCAAGGCCGACCCUGAGUACUGGAGACUAGAAGGUGUAGAAAAGAGGAUCUUGAAAGAGAAGUCAGGCCAGAGUCAGGAAAGGAUGGAUGUGCAGCCAGUCCACAGUGUAGCAGGUGCAUUACAGGCUUCGACAGGUUUGGGGCAAAACAGCCCAAGGGAGAUGUGGGAAAAGCAAGAAAUCAGAGGCAAAAUAGGCGCUGAAUCUGAAAGUGCGGGGAUGACAGCAGGGUCUAGGCGGCCGUCUGGUUUUAAAGACAGGUUAAAGUUUACUGGGGAGCAGACCAGUGGAAAGGACCUGAGAUCCAGGGGAUACACACUAGGGCAGAAUGAAGAGCUGAGGGUGAGUGGAGGGAAACUGAGGUCAAGUGGAGAGAAGCUGAGGUCAAGUGGAGAGAAGUUGAGGUCAAGUAGAGAGAAGCUGAGUGGAGAGAAACUGAGGUCGAGUGGAGAGAAACUGAGGUCAAGUAGAGAGAAGCUGAGUGGAGAGAAACUGAGGUCGAGUGGAGAGAAACUGAGGUCAAGUGGAGAAAAGCUGAGGUCAAGUGGAGAGAAGCUGAGGUCAAGUGGAGAGAACCAGCUAUCCAUGGGAGAGAAGCUGAGAACUAUCGGAGAGGAUUUGAGAUCCACUGGAGAUAAACUGCAGUCAAGUUCAGUUAAGCUGGGGACUAGUGGGGAGAAGCUGGAGGAUUCCGGAAUGGGGAACAUAAAUGAAGAGCAUAUUGAAAGAGUGGUAGAAGUUACUAACGCUGAGAUGGAAAUUCCUGUUGAAAGACAGGAAGUGACAAGGGAAUGAUGAGCUCGAAGGGGCUCGGAAGCGGGGACGGAGGAGGAUGUCUUGGGUGCAGCGAAUGAUAUUGCUGAUGAAUCUUUCUGUGGAAGAGAAGGAGGUUAUAGGUGAAGGUAGUAGUGAAUAGGCAGACAAAGGACUGAAGCUAAAGAAAGAGAAGGAGAUAGAGGAAGCAUUGCAAGUCAAAGAGAAAUUAGAGCCAAGCAGAGCAUUAUUGACCGUGAAGAAAAUAGGAGAGAGGAGAGUAAGGGAAUGAAGAGCUUCUGGAGUUGAAGGUAGAGGCCAGGAGCAACAGAAACAAGAGUGAGGGAAAGGGAAAUGGGAACAUUUUGAGGAGAAAGAAAAGAUCUGAUAGUGCGUUGGUAGGUAGAGGGAAAGUGGAGGUUGGUUUCUUGGAGCAGAACCGGGACUGAAGGCUCAUGGGAAGUGUUUGAGAAGUGGAUCUGGGAUGGGCUGGAAGACUUAGUUUCAUGUGUGAUUUGGUUGACGAGAUACAGAAGAAUGCAUAGCGAGAAAAAUGGAAAAUUACAGAAAAAGGCUAGAUAAUGGAGGCUGUGCAGGGAGAUGUAAGCCGGAGUGAGCCAAGAAAACUCCUGAAGGAGGAUCCUGCAGAAGAACGAGGGGCUCCAAAGUGACCAAAACAAGAGUAAAGACAAUAAAGAGGGGAAGAAAAAAAAUCUCUGCCUUCCCGAGAUCAGCUGCUCCCAGCCUCCACUGGCCGUUCUCUGAGCACCGAGAAGCUGGGGCCUCUCUCAAAGGAGGCCUCCACAGGCACGAGGUCAAGACCGUUGUGUGGGUCUCUCCGACUGCACUGCACACUAUGACAAUAGGACUUCACUUCCAUCCUCAGCGAGGCCAUCGCCCUGGGCCCCGGCCAGCUCUCCUGUCAGAUCUCGCCUUCUUAUCCGUCCUUACUGGCACCUGGGCAGGGUUCAAAACCUGCCUGCGGUGUGCUCAGGAUGAAGCAAGCAUCCAGAUUGCCGAUGGAAACAGAGAGACCGUCUGCCCACCCCGCAGCCCACGCCUCUUCCCUCUGGUGUCUCAGACAGAGGACUUGGUGCAUCAAAGACUCAUUGCUUCCGCCGGGCUUUCUCCUUGAGCAUCAGCUGGACAAACUCUCGGCCUUCACAAUGUAGGUGCAGAGGUGCCUCUUGACGUCGUUGUGACACUUCAUGUGGCGGUUCAGCAUGCGCUGGUAGAGACAAACAGAAACCUCUCCCCUCUUCUGUCUUUCGGUGUCGGAUAGCGUGAGUGAGGCUCCUGGAGGCUGGAGCCUGGCCACCCCGCCCGCACACGCACAAGGAGCGGCAGAGGGAGGAGUGACAGCAGGUCUCUCCCUCCCCAGAACAAGGAGCACAGAUUGUCACCUGUGCCCUCCAGGUUUAGACCCCUACCUAACACCUGGGCCAAUCCUGCCGAUCCUGUUCGAGGAGCCUGUACAUCUCCCUCACCUGGACAGCAGCAGGUGGCACAGACCACCCGGAAGCCCUCCUCCUCACCUGCUGGUAGCCCAGCCCAUCACCAGGAUGCAAGAAGCCAACGAUUUGAACAAACGGAAUUUCUUUGUCCUUUAUAAAAGUCAACAUAUGAUCAGUUACUGAUUGGGAUAUGAAAUCAAACUAAAAAUAACAGCACACCGA